AUGGCCGCAAACUACGUUCGAGAUGGACGGAAGUGUAAUGGAAGGGGGGGACAGAUUUUAAGGGUGUCUGCGGCGCUGAGUUGCAUCCAAGGGGCGUCAAUCAAAAUAAAUAAAAUCCGAGCCGGCAGAAGCACACCGGGUCUGAGGCCUCAGCAUCUGUCAGGUCUGGAGCUGCUGAGGGACAUGUGCAACGGCAAUCUGGAGGGAGCCACAGUGGGAUCCUCUGAAAUUACACUCACUCCGGGGAAAAUCAAGGGCGGGAAUCACAUCGCUGACACCCACACGGCUGGAAGUGUGACUCUGCUGAUGCAGGUUUCGCUGCCAUGUGCCCUGUUCGCUCAGGGGCCAUCAGAGCUGUGCCUAAAGGGAGGAACUAAUGCUGAAAUGGCACCUCAGAUCGACUACACAGUGAAGGUCUUUAAACCAAUCGUGGAGCGAUUCGGAGUUCAGUUUGACUGCGAUUUAAGAAUGAGAGGUUAUUAUCCGAAGGGAGGUGGUGAAGUGGUGCUCAAGGUCAACCCGGCGAAGGAACUCAGUCCCAUUAAUAUGACAGAAAGAGGGAACAUCACUAAGAUCUACGGCAGGGCCUUUGUGGCUGGAGUACUGCCAUUCAAGCUGGCAAAGGACAUGUCGACGGCAGCCGUUCGCACUAUCAGGAAAGAAAUUAAGGACUUGUACAUCAACAUCCAGUCUCUGCAAGAGAAGGACAAGGCCUGUGGCAAUGGCAAUGGGAUCAUAAUAAUUGCAGAAUCAUCCACCGGCUGCAUUGCAGGCUCAUCUCUUGGCAAAAAAGGUGUCUAUGCUGAUAAAGUUGGCAUCGAGGCUGCAGAAAUGUUGCUGAGGAACAUCAGACAUAAUGGUUGUGUGGACGAGUUCCUGCAAGACCAGCUUAUUAUUUUCAUGGCCUUGGCAAACGGUACAUCCAGAAUGCGAACAGGACCGAUCACUCUUCACACGCAAACGGCAAUCCAUGUCGCCGAGCAACUGACGAACGCAAAGUUUGCUAUUAGCAAAGCGGAGGACGAAAACGCCAACGACACCUACAUUAUUGAGUGCCAGGGAGUCGGCGCCACCAAUCCUAGCUUGUAAACGCACAGAUCGCUCAUCAAAAAGGAGGACUUGUAGCACAGACACACUACUACUGUAACUGACUGGAUGACGCAACGAUAUCUUUACGUUCUUCGCGAUUGAUGAUUAGUUUUGCUCUGACCACCAAGUCAGUCCCUAUUUGUCACGUCCCCCUUUUGUUGAUACUCAGGGUUUUGUCUUACACUGUAACGAAACAUCACCUUGGAAUAGUUUUCACGCAAUGUUCGCCAGUCCGAUUUGCUUUUUCGCACGCUAACAUGAGCCUUAAACUUUCAUUCAACACUUCAGAUUCUGCCGUUAACUAUAACAAUAGCAUAAGCAAUUUGCAUGGACGUAGUAAAAUACAUGCAUGUCACUGGUAAAUUAAGUGCACUGUGUGUACAAGGAGGGGAAAAAAAAGAUUCCCAUCAAAUUUAUGGUUCCAUGUAGCUACUUUUUGUUUUUUGUAUUUGUUAUUUAAGUCAUUGCAUUGGUAAUUUCCCAGAUUUCAUUGCCAUCUCUUUCUGUGCAUUGAAUUUCUUAGACGUGCACAGUUGGGAUGUUUGUCAUUUUGAUUAAUUUGUGGUAAUUAUUUUUACUUGUUAUUUAUAAGAUGGAACUGCAGACAUUUCAGUUUUUUUCUGCGCAAUUGUUUCUGUGCCUUUUUCUUUGGUUUUGCUACUCUAGGUGACCAUGUUCUUUUGGUAUUUACAUUAUUAAAAAAACUUUGGAGGAGAAAAAUGAAAUAAAAACAGUGAUAGACCACA
This is a messenger RNA of Danio aesculapii, 1835 nucleotides long. RefSeq names its product RNA 3'-terminal phosphate cyclase (gene rtca). NCBI's taxonomy places the organism in Eukaryota, Metazoa, Chordata, Actinopteri, Cypriniformes, Danionidae. The record is from RefSeq and is a predicted model, not a curated record. Gene Ontology annotation, cellular component: nucleus. Gene Ontology annotation, biological process: RNA processing. Gene Ontology annotation, molecular function: RNA-3'-phosphate cyclase activity.